Molecule: messenger RNA, 984 nt
Organism: Diaporthe amygdali
Lineage: Eukaryota; Fungi; Ascomycota; Sordariomycetes; Diaporthales; Diaporthaceae
Exons: 3
Coding region: 1-984 (327 amino acids)
Source: RefSeq, a predicted model, not a curated record
AUGGCCGCUAGUCCGACAACACAGGACGAGAUGGAGCGAAGAGGCCGGGUGCUGCCAAAUGGGCGCCACAUACUACCUACCAGACGACCGUCUGCUGUGGGCACUGCUCCGGCGGCUUUCGGGUCUUCCAACAAUAUCCAGCCUUACACUGUUCUUAGCAGCCCUUCUCCAGGUCCCCAUGUCUUCUCUGCCACACAACAUACGAACAAUGCACAGGCAAUCUCACACGGGAACCCAUCAAAGGCACUGCCGGCUCUGCAAGCCCCGGCCAUGAAGCGACAGAUCUCCACGCCUCACAUCAACAAUGCGGCUGCGUCGCCGUACUCCAGCCAGAAAGAGGCCGAGGAAGACCGGCUCCAGGCACUGAUGUACAUCGGACAAGGAUCAUUGCGCCUUUAUGAUUCAAGACUGCAAGAGGCUGAGGAAUCGUACGUGCCAAGUGACAGACAUCAUUUCCGGCACAAGGAGGUUCAUAGCUCUCAAGCCCAGGAGUUUCAGCCUCAGAAUUCCGUCACUCAGUCUCCAGGCGAGGAAGCGAUAGGCUCUGGUGAAUCCACACAAGAGGAGCUGUAUUUGACCCAGCAUAAGGAAUUGCAGCAGGUGGCAGACCAGGGACCCGGACAGAUUAUCGACGCGGAAGAUUGUGUCGACAGCUCCACUCCUUCCACACCGGCGAGCUCGGACAAUAUACCUCGGGCAACAGUUGCCAAGGGCAAGGGAAAGGGGGUAGACAAGCCAAGACCCUAUCCGGACGGUGUGAAGUACCGGUGUGAAAAGUGCGGCAGACAAUUCUCACGCAAGGACAACCUCCGGCAGCACGAUCGAAACGUACAUAAGUGCAGCACAAACAGAAGGAAGCCAGGCGCCGGUCACAUCAAGUUCAAAUCCACCUUCGAGCUCCGCUCCGUCUUCGAACUCAGCUCCAUCUGCGAACUCAGCUCCUUCUUCAAGCAUUGCGACUGGGAGCAGGUUUUGGGCUGUUAA